CGUAAAGCGCGGCGGUCGAACGGCCGGUUCCGGCUGAAUGUCAGUGCGGAGCUGUGCGCCGGGGAGGAAGGCGGCUGGCGGUCCCUCUACCACCUCCGCCGCUGCCUCCUCCGCUUGUGCUGCCCCUGCGCGCGCCCGGCCGCUGGGCCGCUCGGGCAUGAGACCGUGAGGCGGGCAACGGGUCGGGGCCGCCGACAUGUUUGGCCGCUCGCGGAGCUGGGUGGGCGGGGGCCAUGGCAAGUCUUCCCGCAAUAUCCACUCCUUGGACCACCUCAAGUAUCUGUACCACGUCUUAACCAAAAACACCACAGUCACAGAACAGAACCGGAACCUGCUAGUGGAGACCAUCCGUUCCAUCACUGAGAUCCUGAUUUGGGGAGAUCAAAAUGACAGCUCCGUAUUUGACUUCUUCCUGGAGAAGAACAUGUUCGUCUUCUUCUUGAACAUCCUGCGGCAGAAGUCAGGCCGCUACGUGUGCGUUCAGCUGCUGCAGACCUUGAACAUCCUCUUUGAGAAUAUCAGUCACGAGACCUCGCUUUAUUAUUUGCUCUCUAAUAACUAUGUAAAUUCUAUCAUUGUCCAUAAGUUUGACUUUUCCGAUGAGGAGAUUAUGGCAUAUUAUAUAUCGUUCCUGAAAACACUUUCAUUAAAACUCAACAACCACACCGUCCACUUCUUUUACAAUGAGCACACUAAUGACUUUGCCCUGUACACAGAAGCCAUCAAGUUUUUCAAUCACCCUGAAAGCAUGGUUAGAAUUGCUGUAAGAACCAUCACUUUGAACGUCUACAAAGUGUCAUUGGAUAACCAGGCCAUGCUGCACUAUAUCAGAGAUAAAACUGCCGUUCCUUACUUCUCCAAUUUGGUCUGGUUCAUCGGGAGCCACGUGAUCGAACUUGAUAACUGUGUGCAGACCGAUGAGGAGCACCGGAAUCGGGGGAAGCUGAGUGACCUGGUGGCCGAGCACCUGGACCACCUGCACUAUCUCAAUGACAUACUGAUCAUCAACUGUGAGUUCCUCAACGACGUGCUCACAGACCAUCUGCUCAACAGGCUCUUCCUGCCCCUCUAUGUGUACUCCCUGGAGAACCGGGACAAGGGAGGAGAACGCCCGAAGAUCAGCCUGCCGGUUUCUCUCUAUCUCCUGUCACAGGUCUUCCUAAUUAUACAUCAUGCACCCCUGGUGAACUCGUUAGCUGAAGUCAUUCUGAACGGUGAUCUGUCUGAGAUGUACGCUAAGACCGAACAGGAUGUUCAGAGAAGUUGUGCCAAGCCCAGCAUUCGGUGCUUCAUUAAGCCCACCGAGACGCUAGAGCGCUCCCUUGAGAUGAACAAGCACAAGGGCAAGAGGCGGGUGCAGAAGAGACCCAACUACAAAAACGUUGGGGAGGAAGACGAGGAGGAGAAGGGGCCCGCCGAGGAUGCCCAGGAAGACGCUGAGAAGACUAAAGGUACUGAGGGUGGUUCAAAAGGCAUCAGGACGAGUGGGGAGAGUGAAGAGAUAGAGAUGGUGAUCAUGGAGCGCGGCAAGCUCCCCGAGUUGGCGGCCAAUGCCUCUGUGCAGGAACAGAACACCACGGAUGAGGAGAAGAGUGCCGCCGCCACGGGCUUGGAGAGCGCGCAGUGGAACAGACCCUUCCUAGAUAUGGUCUACCAUGCCCUGGACAGCCCAGAUGAUGAUUACCAUGCGCUGUUUGUGCUCUGCCUCCUCUACGCCAUGUCUCAUAACAAAGGCAUGGAUCCUGAGAAACUCGAGCAAAUCCAGCUCCCAGUGCCCGGCGCGGCCGAGAAGACUACCUACAACCAUCUCCUGGCUGAGAGACUCAUCCGGAUCAUGAACAGCGCGGCCCAGCCAGAUGGGAAGAUCCGUUUGGCGACGCUGGAGCUGAGCUGCCUGCUCCUAAAGCAGCAAGUGGUGACCAGCGCGGGCUGCAUCAUAAAGGACGUGCACCUAGCCUGCCUGGAGGGUGCCAGAGAAGAAAGUGUUCACCUGGUGCGGCAUUUUUAUAAGGGAGAAGAAAUUUUUUUGGACAUGUUUGAAGAUGAGUACAGGAGCAUGACAAUGAAGCCCAUGAACGUGGAGUAUCUCAUGAUGGACGCCUCCAUCCUGCUGCCUCCCACGGGUACGCCGCUGACCGGCAUCGACUUUGUGAAGCGGCUGCCGUGCGGCGACGUGGAGAAGACCCGGCGGGCCAUCCGGGUGUUCUUCAUGCUCCGUUCCCUGUCGCUGCAGCUGCGAGGGGAGCCCGAGACCCAGCUUCCCCUGACGCGGGAGGAGGACCUGAUCAAAACGGAUGACGUGCUGGAUCUGAACAACAGCGACCUGAUCGCGUGCACGGUGAUCACCAAGGACGGCGGCAUGGUGCAGCGCUUCCUGGCUGUCGAUAUUUACCAGAUGAGCCUAGUGGAGCCCGAUGUGUCCAGGCUCGGCUGGGGAGUGGUCAAGUUUGCAGGCCUCCUGCAGGACAUGCAGGUGACCGGCGUGGAGGAUGACAGCCGCGCCCUGAACAUCACCAUCCACAAGCCUGCUUCCAGCCCCCACUCCAAGCCCUUCCCCAUCCUCCAGGCCGCCUUCGUGUUCUCGGACCACAUACGCUGCAUCAUCGCCAAGCAGCGCCUGGCCAAGGGCCGCAUCCAGGCGAGGCGCAUGAAGAUGCAGAGGAUAGCCGCCCUCCUGGACCUCCCGAUCCAGCCGACGACUGAAGUCCUGGGGUUUAGACUUGGCUCCUCCUCUUCCACCCAGCACCUGCCUUUCCGUUUCUACGAUCAGUGCCGCCGGGGCAGCAGCGACCCCACGGUGCAGCGCUCUGUGUUCGCGUCGGUGGACAAGGUGCCAGGCUUUGCCGUGGCCCAGUGUAUAAACCAGCACAGCUCGCCAUCCCUGUCCUCGCCGUCUGCCAGCGGGAGCCCCAGCGGCAGUGGGAGCACCAGUCACUGUGAAUCCGCGGGCACGAGCUCAUCAUCUACGCCUUCCACCACCCAGAGCCCGUCAGAUGACCCCAUAACUAUGGAACAGCCUCAGUCUCAUCUUCCCAGCCAGUUGGUGAUCGUCAAUGAAACAGAAGCGGAGGCCAGGCCCAGCAAGAGCCUGGUAAGGGGUGCAGAUGCGGAGACAGUCAACCUGUCCCCCAGCCUCAUCCCCGCCCAGCAGCCCACCAUCUCCCUGCUCUGUGAGGACACUGCCGACACGCUGAGUGUGGAGUCGCUGACCCUCGUCCCUCCCGUCGACCCCCACAGCCUCCACACCCUCACUGGCAUCCCAGCACCUCUUGCACCGGCCGCGGUGGGCACAGUGACACCAAGCGACGAGGCCGCACACUCGGAGCCAGCAGGCCCCGCAGAGCACUGAGUGGGCGCCGAGUGGCCUCCCUUUGUGUGUGUGGCCCUGCUGGCAGGGGCCCAGUACACCUGACUCAGAGACACAUGGGGAGCACCCACAGUCCUCACGGCCUAGGAACCCCCUCUGCCAUCUCUUCUCGCACUCCUUUGCUCCGUGUGAAUUCCCGUUUCCCUUUGCACCUCUUGCAGAGCAGGCUAGUCCCGGGGGGGACACCCCGGUGAGCUCAGGUGACCAGGCGGCUGCCUCGGGGAGGAGGUCGGCCUCCUGGUCUCUGAGCCUGAGGACCCUGGGGUGGCAGGACCCCCACCCCCAGCUGCUCCAGUCUGGAAGCUUCUCGGCCGCCAUGCCCAGUGUGCCCAAAACAAUUGGACUAAGUCACUUUGGGUAGAAAUUUGUAGAGAAACAAACUUCGGUAAGCAUCUCGUUUGGGUAUUUAUUUCCACUUUUGGCAGAAGAUAAAAAGCAUUUAUUUAAAAAGCGUCUAUUUAAAAAAAAAAAAAAAAGUCCAAAAAAAGAAUCCUCCACUCUUAAGGUUGGACGUCAUGUUAAGAGUAUGAUAUUACUGUUAAGAUUUCUUUUUCAUUUUCCCUUGAACUUCCCAGCGUUGUGUUGUAAAGCUCUCAGUCUGGCUUUCCCCAUUUCCUUACUUCUCUACCACUCGCUAACUCUGCGAGCCUGUGGAAAGUUUAGAAUAGAAAGUUACCUUCCUGGAAAGUUUAGAGUAUUUUUUAAACAAAGGUAAGGGAGAUACAUGUAUUCUCAGGUACACACAGAGCCGAGAGGGCCAACCGUUUCUCUGUCGCGGUAGCCAAGGCACCUCGCGUUUCCUGAAGGAUCUUCCCAGGAAAGGGGCCGGUGCAGCCAGCUCCCCACUCAGGACGCAUCCUUCAUCUCUCUGGACUGAAACCAGUCAGGACGGCUUCCCAGCGUCCCCUUCUGUUGUAGCCCCCUCUCUUUGUCUGGAAAGAACCGUUGGGGACCGCGCAGACUCAGGCCCCGUGGCUGUGAUGGAAAGAAGAGGCCGCAGAGGCCGUCCUCCACGUGGCCUGUACCCGACCGUGUGUGCAUGCGCCGCAGGGCACGUCCUGUCUCGACCAGUUGUCCUGGGAGCUCAGGUGUGCCACUCUCCCUCUCGGCCGCCGCUGUGGAGACACAAGCUGAUUUUUAGCAUGAAAACGCCACAGUUGCUUCUUCAUUUGAGGCAGGUGCGUGUGGGCCGGUUCUCCGAUGUCUCCUCCAGCACCUGCGCCGUUCCUGUCUGUUUAGCCGGGCCCGGCCAGGUGACCUCGCCUCUCUCUGGUCAGCGCCACGACCUUCCACGCUUUCCUCCCCGUGUGCCUGCCCAGAGUGCCAGCACACACGGGCCCCGGGACCAUCAGCCUGUUCAAGGACUGAAGGCCUCAUGGCCUCCCUCAUCCUGCUGGGGCAGCGGAGCCCACCGAGGAGGGGCGUGGCACCCAUGGGGACAGGGAUGUCCAUCAGCAGAAGCCCUCUGCGUUGGUGUGCCCACCCCGCUUCAACAGGGAAGAGACCCAGCCGGAGAAGGAGGCCAUGCAGGCAGAAAUUCCAGGGGCCUCGGCAGGAGGGAUCAGCCAUGACCAGGCGCAGAGCCCUCCAGGAAGGAAAGGCAGGUGGGAUGGAAGAAGGGGUCAGGUGGUCCAUGACGAGAAAGGGCCUGUCAUGAGCCCUAGGUGCCGGCAGCCGGCCACACGUCCUACCUGAUCUUUCACUUGGAUAGAAGAGAAGGCUGGUGCUCUGGUUUUGCCAUGACUCUGGGGCAGCAGAAACGACAGAAGGCAAGUAACUUCCCAGCCCGGUGGCAUUAUCGUAAAGAACAGGCCCAUACAGGUGGACCCAAGCCCCCCUCCAGGACCACCAGCCUGCCAUCUGGAAUCCGGUGGCUCCCAGUGGCUUCACAGCCGCCGAGCACUGAAGGAGACAUUAGGGACAGCACAGUGGGAGGUCCUGAGGCAGCACUGCUGAGACCCGGACAGUGGAGCUGUUGAACGAAAGGUGCCAAUUGCUGAGAGCAGGCCUGUCCCGGAGGUGGGCUUGCAGUGUAGGUCCUGUGGCUUGCCUCAGCAGGACGCCUCUAGGCGUGGGGUGGGGACUUCCUUAACCAGGGGCUCCCCAUCACCUUGCGUGUGAGGAGGAGGCAGGCAGCCGUCUUGGCUCUGAUGAAGGACCUGCCUUGCUAGGUGUUGACCAUCAUGGUAGCCGCAGGCAUGCUGUGUCUUCAGGAGCACCCCAUAAACCUAACAGCAGGGGCACUCCGAGGCAGGCCAGCCCAGACAGGCUGUGCUGGGACCCUGGGGUCAGGCAGAGGCAGGUAGAGCCGGGAAUCCUUGCAGAGCACGAGUGGGGACCGUGCCCUCCUGGGCUCAGACUUCUGGGGUCAAGCUCGGCAAGCCCACCCCGCCUACCAUCUCCGUGUCCCUACAGAGAGAAGGGCCAGGCCCCCCCUCCUCAAAUCCAUUAGGCCCAUUGGGUUUGCCAGGUCAGGGGCAGGGUUGGCCCCAUGAACCCUCAAACCUCAGCUUUAAAAGUUGCUGUGGAGAAGCAUAUGUCCCUCCAGUUCAGGGGCUUGAGAGAGCAAGGGCGCCUCUAGCUGAAGGUCAGACUGGGUGAGGCCGGGAGCUCUCCAGGAUCAGCCCCAAAGCCACAGCCAGAGUGCGGGAGACCACCGUCCCGGGGAGGGGCGGGAGGAGGGCCUCCACCACUGCAGGCCUUCCCUGCUGCCUUUCCCUCCACCCAGCCGGUCUGCUCCCUGCUCUCCGCAGAAGGCAGCUGCCCCCACCUCCGCCCCUGCGUUAGCAAACCCCCCACCCCGGGUGGGAGCGAAGGACAGACAUACCUCUUUCAAGACAUACACUAGAUUUCUCUAAGGUCUCAGAUGCACUGUUAGAAGUACAGGCACGGCGUGAACGGAUGCUCAUCUUCUCUAAACGCAAUAAGUAAGAAGCAUUUAAUGUAGUCAUGUUGACAUUGGGCAUAAACUGUCAGGGUUCCUUACGUUCCCUCUGAGGUGAAAAUAUGUAAAUAAUUCUUGUCCCAAGGAGGAGCAGGGGUUGGGAAACCCUCAUGCUUCUGGGCCAAGGGACCGUUCCAGGGAAGUACCUGCUCUCGCCAGCCUGACUCAUGCUCUGUGGGCACUGACACGAGGGUGGAAACGAAAACUGGAACUUCCUGGUAAAUUGGAACUUGGCAAUAAAAGAGAAAAAGUUA
Messenger RNA from Ailuropoda melanoleuca (giant panda), 6565 nucleotides. It is a transcript of the gene CLEC16A, whose product is annotated as C-type lectin domain containing 16A. Gene Ontology annotation, biological process: endosomal transport; vacuolar transport; regulation of autophagosome maturation. The record is from RefSeq and is a predicted model, not a curated record. The transcript is spliced from 24 exons. Gene Ontology annotation, cellular component: late endosome; Golgi apparatus. NCBI's taxonomy places the organism in Eukaryota, Metazoa, Chordata, Mammalia, Carnivora, Ursidae. The coding region runs from base 197 to 3349 and encodes 1050 amino acids.